Photinus pyralis (common eastern firefly) is the source of this 857-nucleotide messenger RNA. Its product is annotated as rhodanese domain-containing protein CG4456-like. Gene Ontology annotation, cellular component: mitochondrion. Lineage: Eukaryota; Metazoa; Arthropoda; Insecta; Coleoptera; Lampyridae. The record is from RefSeq and is a predicted model, not a curated record. The transcript has 4 exons. Gene Ontology annotation, molecular function: thiosulfate-cyanide sulfurtransferase activity. Bases 138 to 683 code for a protein of 181 amino acids.
GUGGGUCAUUUUGAUUUUGAACCUUGAACUCAAAUAAAAAUAAAGAAAUUUAUUAGCUUUUUAUUUGUCUUCUGUCUGCAACAGUUUCACUUGGACUAAUCAGUUUAGUAUUCUGGUUAGAUUAACAAACAAACACUAUGCUUUCACAGUUACGAAUGUCAAGCUUAACCAGUUUUAGGUUAAAUUAUGGAUUAUUCAAAAAAGUCAGACAGCUACAAGUUAUCACAAGAACCAAAGUCCAUGCCAUUCAAAAAGAACAAACACGUAGUAUUUUACUACAUUCAAAUAAGGAAUUCUUCCCAAGCAAAUUUCUUGGUCUUCAAAAAAUGUGUACUCAUAUGACCAUCAAGCCUGUAGACUUUAACACUGUACGAUCACUAAAGGAUAAUCGUUCCACAUUACUGGUGGAUGUCCGAGAACCUGAAGAACUUAAAGAAACUGGCGUUUUACCUGCAAGUAUCAAUAUUCCAUUGGGCGAAGUAGAAAAUGCACUGAAAAGUAUGGAAAAUAAUGAAUUCCGCACAAAGUAUGGUCAUAAUAAACCUGCAUUGGAAACACCUUUAGUCUUUUCUUGCCGGUCUGGUAAAAGAAGUGAAACAGCCGCCAAGACUGCAAUCAGCUUAGGUGUGAGUAAUUAUACAGGGGGUUGGUUAGAUUGGGAAGAAAACAUUAAGAAGAAUUAAUACUAUAAUAUAUUAUGAUAUACCUAUAACUCUCAAUAAAAAGGACUUUUUAAAUGUAACAGCGUUCAUUCAGUUAAUAUGAUUUACAGUCGACUAAGAUUGUAUAGAUAAGAUACUUAUACAUAUUUGCACUAUAUUUUAAAGAAGAAAAUAAAUAUCUACACUAUUUUUUUU